AUGUCCUUCCUCACAUACUUUCUCCACCGAGUGAAAUGGUCCACCUUGAAAAUCAAUUCCACUUUUUUUUCCCUCUUCCCAAACUGCCCUCCUCAAUUUUCCAUCCUUUUCUGUCCUUUACCGUACGGCACUUACGUUUCACUCCUCCAAUGCCCACAAUGCCCUUCUAAUCGGCCUAGAUUACGCCUGAGAUUGCGAGGGUGUUUACGUCUUUUUACAAUUGAUGGGGGGAGGGCAGUAGAGUAAAUUGGAUGUUCUUCUUCUUCGCUGGAUUAUCAACAUAUCUAGACAAGGCAUGAGUGCUUUUCUGUUAACGGUUGUUUCUUAAUCUACCAGACAUUUUUUGGUGAUAUCGGAGCUUUGUAUUCAGUAAAAGAAAUCUGUAUCUUCAUCGCCUGGGCCUUCAAAGUUCAUAUCUCCCCCGAGAAGACCUAUAAAUUCUUCGUCAGAACCAUCCAGUCUUCUCGGCUUUUCGAUCUUCCUCGGGAAAUCAAGGCUGAAGCAGCAAAAUCUUGGGUUUUAGAUGUAGAAAAGCCUCAAAGUUGACUUUUUUUGCUGUUGGGUUCGGAAAAGGUUCAAUCUUUGCAGCAAUGAAGAAGCAGAAAUCCAGCAUGGACUCCAGUUUCAACCACUUUGAUCGUCUCUCCGAGGAGAUUUUGUUCACGGUUCUUGAUUGCCUGAAUGAAAACCCAGCCGACAGAAAAUCCUUCUCUCUCGUCUGCAAGGCAUUCUACAACGCCGAGUGUUCCGACAGAAAAGCGCUGAAGCCCAUGCGGUCGGAGCAGCUGACAAAGAUUCUCAAAAGAUACCCUCACGUUUCCCAUCUGGAUCUCUCCCUGUGUCCCAGGAUUUCAGACGAUUCCCUCGCGGUGAUUGCCGGUUUCUGCAGGGAAAUGUUGAGGUCAAUCAAUCUGUCUAGGUCUAAGUUCUUCACCCACGCGGGGCUGUCGAAUUUGGUGACGAAUUGCGGGAAUUUGGUGGAAAUUGAUCUGUCAAACGCCACGGAAUUGAAGGACAUGGCGGCGGCCGUCAUAGCAGAAGCUAAGAAUCUGGAGAGGCUGUGGUUGGUGAGAUGUCGGGGCGUUACUGAUAUUGGAAUUGGAUGUAUUGCUGUUGGGUGUAAGAAGCUGAGACUUCUCAACUUGAGAUGGUGUUUGGGUGUUGGAGACCUCGGAGUUGGUCUGAUUGCUGUCAAAUGUAAGGAGAUUCGUAGUUUGGAUCUCUCAUAUUUGCCGAUCUCUAAUAAAUGUUUAUCAUCGAUCUCGAAGUUGCAAAAUCUUGAAGAUUUGGUGCUAGAAGGAUGCUAUGGUAUUGAUGAUGAUAGCCUUAUAGCUCUCAAACAAGGAUGCAAAUCACUAGAGACACUUGAUAUGUCGAGCUGCCAGAACGUUAGUCCUGUGGGUUUAUCUUCAUUGACGAGCAGUGCUGGAUGUCUUCGACAACUUACCUUGUCGUAUGGUUCUCCUGUCACUCUUGCUCUGGGCGAGAGCUUGCAGAACCUUUCUAUGUUGCAGUCCAUUAAACUGGACGGUUGCCAGGUGACGUGUUCUGGACUCAAGGCCAUUGGGAACUGGUGCGUGUCGCUGAAGGAGCUGAGUUUAAGUAAAUGCCCGGGAGUUACGGAUGAAGGUCUUUGCUCCGUGGUUACGAAGCACCGAGAAUUACAGAGGCUAGACAUCACUUGUUGCCGCAAGAUAACUCACGUGUCGAUUUCCAACAUCACGAAUUCGUGCUCCUACCUGACUUCGCUCAGGAUGGAGUCUUGCACUCUGGUCCCGAGAGAAGCGUUUGUUUUGAUCGGACAGCGCUGCCGGUUUCUCGAGGAGCUUGACGUUACGGAUAACGAAAUUGACAACGAAGGCCUAAAGUCCAUUUCAAUGUGCUCGGGACUUUCCUCGUUAAAAUUGGGCAUUUGCUUGAACAUAACUGACAAGGGGCUUAUCCACAUUGGCAUGUGCUGUCCAAAUCUCAAAGAGCUCGAUUUAUACAGGUCUGCUGGAGUUACUGAUUCGGGUAUUUAUGCGAUUGCUCGUGGUUGCCUCAGCCUCGAGAUGAUUAAUAUAGCCUAUUGCAAUCGUAUUACCGAUCAUUCCUUCGUAUCGUUAUCCAAGUGUUCAAAGUUAAACACGCUCGAAAGUAGAGGAUGCCCACUUCUCACAUCGUCGGGACUAGCUGCAGUUGCUGUCGGUUGCAAGCUACUCGCUAAGCUAGACAUUAAGUGGUGCUACAAUAUCGACGACUCGGGAAUGAUUUCGCUUGCUCAAUUCUCGCAAAAUCUCAGACAGAUAAACUUGUCGUACACCUCGGUCACGGAUGUCGGUCUCUUGUCCCUCGCUAGCAUCGGGUGUCUCCAGAGCAUGACGGUACUCCACGUGAAGGGGCUGAGUCCUAGUGGACUAGCUGCUGCUCUUCUGGCCUGCGGUGGACUGACAAAAGUGAAACUGCCAUCUUCGUUUAAAUCUAUUUUUCCACAACCUCUCAUCGAACAUUUACAAGUACGAGGUUGUGGUUUCCAGUGGAGCGACAAGGCGUUUCAGCAGGCGGAAUUAGACCCGAAAUGCUGGAAACUUCAAAUGGACGACGUGGAGUAAAGACUAAAGAUCCACCAUUUGAUGAUUAAACUGCGGCUUUUUAAUCGAAUUUUUUUUGUGGAUUGGUACAUUUAUAAACUCUACUGAUCAUAUCUCUUACAGACAGACAGUAGAGAAAAUUUGUCUGUUAAUCAAUGUCAUUAAGGAAGGUUCUUGUUCAUCAUCAAUUUCAAGAAUGGCAAAGUCAAGAUUUUGGUUGGAA
Ipomoea nil (Japanese morning glory) is the source of this 2793-nucleotide messenger RNA. Its product is annotated as F-box/LRR-repeat protein 3. Gene Ontology annotation, biological process: SCF-dependent proteasomal ubiquitin-dependent protein catabolic process. Bases 591 to 2591 code for a protein of 666 amino acids. Gene Ontology annotation, molecular function: protein binding. NCBI's taxonomy places the organism in Eukaryota, Viridiplantae, Streptophyta, Magnoliopsida, Solanales, Convolvulaceae. The transcript has 8 exons. Gene Ontology annotation, cellular component: SCF ubiquitin ligase complex. The record is from RefSeq and is a predicted model, not a curated record.